UCAUCACUGUUAUAUUUCAAGCCUGAAGAACACUAUAUCCAGCUCAUGUAUAAACUGCAUGUGAGGUAUCAUUGGAAAGAGUAAUAGCUAGAUUAUAGAAUAGAGAGCAUACUGAAAUCUUUUUAAGACCUACCUGGCAAUCCCUCAUCACAUAGGACAACAUGCAGGGCAAACUAAUAUUUUCAGCCAAAUUGGUGCGAGGGGGGGGGCUGAAAAUUUUCAUGACAGUCCUACAUCAAGCCCUAUACCUGCGGCAGCAUUAUAUUUGUACAUGUAUUGCUGUUCGACUGUUCCUGAUCCAGAAUCAACAAUGAAUCUGAUAAAAAUGUCAUGCAUCCAUAAUUUGACACGCAUACAUGCGACAUGCAUACAUGCACAUGUACCUAUAGAUAUAUAUAAUAAUAGUGAUCAAAAUUAUUACCACACAAGAAUCUAUACCUUUGAAUUUGACAUGCAUGUAGCAAAGCCUUCAGUUAAGUUUACUGUUGUUUGUGUAUUAGCAUUGGUGGCUCUUUUCACUGUGAGCUAUUUGACCAGUCAUCAUUUACUAGUAGUCUCUUUUGCCAAGUCUAGCGGCACAGUGGUCAGUCACAGGAACACUCUGUACAGCUAUACUGGAUCUAUGAUGUACAACUCUUCAAAGAGACAGGAGAGGAAUAUUAGCACAAUGGUGGUUAGGAGUGUCAUCCACGAAGGAAACAUGACUGUGGCAGAGAGAUCAAAGUUUCAGCGGGACCAAGUGGAAAAAUUCUGUGCCAAGUACAAUUUAAGCAGCCCUUUGAAAUUAACGAAUUCUCAUACAGUUCAUCGUCAUUUGCUACUAUACCGUGAUGCCCAAACAUUGCUUUGCUUUACACCCAAGGUUGGGUGCACCAAUCUCAAAGUGCUGUACUUUGUUGCCCAAGGGCUGUUACCACCAGAACUUAUUGACACCUCAUCAUACGAGCGAGUGAGUAACAACCUUAUCAAAGAAGUGGUUGCCUCCAACUCCCUGACUGACCUACCCAAAGAAACAAGUGACAAACUCAUUAAGGAUUACUACAAGUUUGUGAUGUACCGACACCCACUGGAGCGAUUAGUCAGUGCUUAUAGGAGCAAAGUACACAAUAAUUCAUUGAGCGGUAUCGAUGAUGAACAACCACACUACAACUGGCUAAAAAAGAGGAUAUACAAACACACUCAUCCUGAAGAGUAUAAGGAAUGGUUCAAAGGAAACGGAUCACACGAUGUGGAUAUUUCCUUCCGAGAUUUUAUUGUGUACUGGACCGAGAAUGACGAUUAUCGGACAAAUCAUGAUGAGCACUUGAUGCCAAUAUUUGACCUCUGUGCACCUUGUAGUGUCAGAUACGAUUAUUACGGGAAUUUUGACACAUUUUAUCAAGAUGCAAGAGUACUUGUUGAACAGAUUGGAACGAAUAUGGCAUACCUAAGACAUGGCUACCACAAAGAAGACCAUAAUCAAACAUCGUUCAUUGCACUAAACCUUUAUAUGGAAUUGAGUGACAAUCAAAAAUCAGUUGUUUUAGAACGACUUUCUCAAGACAUCGAUUUUUACUAUCACCUUUUUCCAUACAAAAGAGACAGUCACAAAUUCAUUCUUGGUACCACAAACAAUUGACGGCACAUUAAUUGGCUGUAUGCAUGUAAUACAAUUAAAUUUAUAUAAUUAUGUACAUGCUUUUUAUGACCCAUGCAUGAUUAUACUGACACAUGUAGUCCACAAGAGACCUGUUUUAUGCACAUCAGUCAGAAAAGGGAGUUUAUGACAGUAUAAUUA
This is a messenger RNA of Halichondria panicea, 1777 nucleotides long. Its product is annotated as carbohydrate sulfotransferase 11-like. Bases 272 to 1618 code for a protein of 448 amino acids. Gene Ontology annotation, biological process: carbohydrate biosynthetic process. NCBI's taxonomy places the organism in Eukaryota, Metazoa, Porifera, Demospongiae, Suberitida, Halichondriidae. The record is from RefSeq and is a predicted model, not a curated record. The transcript has 5 exons. Gene Ontology annotation, cellular component: membrane. Gene Ontology annotation, molecular function: sulfotransferase activity.